AUGCGCAUCCUCCAUACCAACUUGCGACGGUCAAGACGAGCACAAGACCUGCCCUACCAAACAAUUCGGGAGAGCACAGUCGCCCCAGCGGUGGUGGCUGAACCGUACAGAGCUCUGGAUGUUCCGGCCGGAGAUGCGAAGGAAAUGGGAGUUAUCACCUGGACAUCAACAUCAGGGGCGUUCGCCCACGGAGUCCCGCUGGAGCGCGGGAACGGAUACGUCGCGGUCGAGUGGGCAGGAAUGGUGUUAGUGGGCCUGUACGUAUCACCCAGCACCGUAUGGGCAGCGUUCGAGGAGUUCCUGGACGGGGUUGGGGACUGCGUCAGACGGCACCUUUCUCGGCAGAUGCUUGUAUUAGGAGACUUCAACGCACACUCCAUGGAACGGGGAAACUCCAGGACCAACGAGCGCCCCCGCGAGCUGUCAGACUGGGCCGCGGGACUUGGACUCCUGUUGGUGAACAGGGGCUCGACCAGUACCUGCGUGGCAUGGAGAAGGGGCUCCGUCGUUGACAUCACAUGGGCUUCCCCUGAUACAUUCAGACGGAUUUCAGGCUGGAGAGUAUCCGAGGGGGUCGAGACACUCUUGGACCACCUCUACAUAUUCGUGGAGGUGAAAGGUACACCUGAACCUGGAACGGUGACCGCGAGUAAUGGUCGCGAACUACCGAGAAGAGGAUGCGCGUGA
Molecule: messenger RNA, 687 nt
Organism: Bombus pyrosoma
Lineage: Eukaryota; Metazoa; Arthropoda; Insecta; Hymenoptera; Apidae
Exons: 1
Coding region: 1-687 (228 amino acids)
Molecular function (GO): catalytic activity
Source: RefSeq, a predicted model, not a curated record